GGGGGCUGGGCUGGGCCGGGCCGCUCCGUGAGGCGAGGCGAGCGGCGUCGCGGGAAGUGGCGCGGCGCAGAGGAAAUCCCGCCCGCGGCCGGCCUGCGCUGCUGCGCUGCGUGUGGAGCCGAGGCGGCGGCGGCGGGGCCUGGCGAGGCCGGCGGAGCCUGCGGAAGAGCCAUGUCGGACCAGGAAGCCAAACCUUCAACAGAGGACUUGGGAGAUAAGAAAGAAGGAGAAUACAUUAAACUCAAAGUCAUUGGACAGGACAGCAGCGAAAUCCACUUCAAGGUGAAAAUGACAACGCAUCUAAAAAAACUUAAAGAAUCAUACUGUCAGAGACAGGGAGUUCCAAUGAAUUCACUCAGGUUCCUCUUUGAGGGUCAGAGAAUUACUGAUAAUCAUACUCCAAAAGAGCUUGGGAUGGAAGAAGAAGACGUGAUUGAGGUUUAUCAGGAACAGACAGGCGGCCAUUCGACAAUUUAGGCUGUUUGCUCCUCCCCUUUUUUCCUUUGAUCCUUUUUUAUUUUUAAAUAAUAGUUCUUUUGUAAUGUGGUAUAUAACACUGAAUUGACAUUUACACCCCGCGUCCCUAAUUGGGGUUUUAUUUUCAAAUGUAUGUUCUGAGUUCUUGUGCUCACUCUGCGUUAUCAUUUGUUUUCAUAGUGCCGAACUCUUGUGAUCCCGUCGCGGUUCUCCUUCCCUAUUUUCCCCGUUUCCUUUUUAGAACUCCACCUGCCCACACAUGCAUUCGUGUGUUCAGAAGGCUCAUGUAUUUUCAAGCACAUUAACAGAUCUGCCCAAUGGGCAGAGGAUCCUAACAACUUCCAUAUUCACCCCGAAGUUUUGAUGUGACUUUUAUGUGUGGAUUUUAAGUUACAAAGAAGAUGGAAGUUCUUCUGAAAUCUACACAAUAGGAGGAAUGAGUCCUUACAUUCAGAACUGUUUUCUGUAGAUUUUGUUGAUAGCCUAGAACAGAGAAGUACCCAAAUUUGAUGGGAAAAUGUAGGGUCUCCCCCCUCUGGUAAUAGAAAUUCAAGAUGCUUUCCUGGAAGAUAAAAGUGGAAAAGUCUGCUGAUUUUUCAUCAACAGAAGAGCCUAUGAAAGGAUGAAUUUAUAGUAGUUGAUAUGUAACUUUUAUGCAUCAAGAAUUGGUAAUUAUUUGUAUGUUACAACUUUUGGCCUGGGAUAUAGGACACUUUCUGUACUGGCUUCCCAUAAAUAAACAAAACAAAUACGUAAACAUCUGCACUUUCUUUUGAGAUAGCUAAAGUUGAGAAGUUGUUUGACGAAUCAAGUGGGAAAGAAUAUUAAGGAGGGCUGGUUUCGCAACUGACCAGAGCUAUUUAAUGAGUUUUGAUUAAUCGUGCAAACUAGCACCUACCUUGCUGCUCACUCUGAAAUUUUAAAUAACUAUCCAAGUUCUCUGUUGUAUUUUGUACAUGCAAUGUGUGCCUCCUAAAUUCUGAAACUUCGUGUUAGCGUAAUGUUGAAAAAUAAAGUAAGUUGUAAGUAGUGGAAAAACCAA
Eublepharis macularius is the source of this 1519-nucleotide messenger RNA. RefSeq names its product small ubiquitin like modifier 1 (gene SUMO1). The record is from RefSeq and is a predicted model, not a curated record. Gene Ontology annotation, cellular component: PML body; nucleus. Lineage: Eukaryota; Metazoa; Chordata; Lepidosauria; Squamata; Eublepharidae. The coding region runs from base 172 to 477 and encodes 101 amino acids. Gene Ontology annotation, biological process: protein sumoylation. The transcript is spliced from 5 exons. Gene Ontology annotation, molecular function: ubiquitin-like protein ligase binding; protein tag activity.